Molecule: messenger RNA, 7923 nt
Organism: Ostertagia ostertagi
Lineage: Eukaryota; Metazoa; Nematoda; Chromadorea; Rhabditida; Trichostrongylidae
Source: the annotation of a GenBank genome assembly
AUGAUAUUAUUGACAUGCCUACUAGACAGGCUUUGUUCAUUCAAAUAUGUGAGUGAAGAGUUGGCCAAAAAAGACGAUUUGCUUUUACUCUUCAUUGGUUCAUCAUCUUCUUUACCGGUUGAGAAUGUACUGUGGCGGAAGACUACGGCACGAACACUUGAAGCUUUGGCGGCAAAGAGCCUCACUCCGACCGUGAUAAAGUACAUAUCUACAAAGGAAUGCAUUCGCACUUACAUAACGAAUAUAAAAUCUCCUAAGCUUGAACCGCAGGAAGCCUCAGAAAUGAUUGUUUCUUUGCUGUGUGUUUUAAAAGAAUCGGCAAGGCAGACAAACCAGCUGGUUGAAAAUUUUAGUCAAUCAAACGGAUACCUCGCCAUCAAGGAUUUUAUACUAAAAAACGAAAAUUGCGAAGAAAUAGCUCGAAACAUACUUCUCAUGUUAAUAUCUGUUAUUACAAAUGGUCCACUAGAAAUUAAACCUCAGCAUUCAUCAGGGCUUGUGCAACUUCCAUCGUUCCACUUACCAAAUCCUUCUGGCCAUGGGCUUUCUGUUCGCAAUAUCCAGGCAUUCGGUCUGAUUCACAAGGUAUUCCUUGAGAGCCAGAAUCCUAAAAUUUGUGCUAUAGCCAUAGACAUUGUCCACUCCAUAUAUACUUGUGAUUCCGCGAACUACUUCAUUCUUGAUAAAGAAUAUCCUCUCGCGUUGUUCAUAGAACAGAUGGACAGGAAAGAUGAAGUUGUGAGAGGCAAAAUUUUCGAGCUCGUGGAGCACUGUGUGUUCCACCUCAACUAUAUCCCGUGCAAGGAGCUGAUAGGCAUAUGUGUUCAAAUGAAAACAGAGUUGGCUGCUGGUCAGCAGAGUAUUUGCAUCUCUGGUGUUCAGGCCGCAUUUCGCCUUCUAACCGUCGACUCCGUCAUCAAGGAUGCAUUUCGAGAAGUUGGUCUCCUAGACACCCUUUGCUACAUAAUCAACAAUCUGUUCGCACAGUAUAAACGUAAGAAUACGUCGAUUUGCAGCGUUGCUUCAAGCCGUGUAUGCUGUUCCAUGAUUACUGUUCAUUUUAAUUUAGAGCGGAAUCUCAAUGAGGAUGAGAAGAAACUAGCACUUCUGGCUACUGAUCUCUUGACUGUUAUAAUAAAAGGAAAUCUGGAAAAUGCUAGGAUGUUUUCCGAUUGUUUUGGAGCUCGUACAUUACUCAGCGUGCUCACUGUAGUGACUGGUGAAUGGCGGAGUAGUAGCUUACAGCUUCUCAAACAGCUUCUUCUAUUGGCUUCAACGGAUCAGUAUAUCGCUGGAGUUAUUCAGGUUAUCAGCCAAGUUGGUCCUCAGCAACAACUAGAAUUCAAUGUGGACCUUUUAAAAACCGUGUUGGGUGUUCUUCGCGAAAGUCACAAGGUGCGGGUUCAAUUUCGGAAAACUGGUGGCUAUCUUGGACUCAUCUCGAUGCUUCUUGGUUUGGAGGGAGCUUUCACGAGGGCUGAAGGUGUCAAAGGCACAAUCGCUACCGAAGCUGUGGAGUUGCUUGACUUCAUUCAUCUAAUAUUCAAAGUGCUUACCAUAAGCAUGAGGUUCGAACCGUCAAAUGCCAAGUAUUUUUCCGUUGAGGUGAAUUGGGAUAGCAUUACAACCGUGCUUCGACUCAUGGGCGCUUUCAGCGACAACACGAUUGUAAAUGUUACUGACCCCGAAUGGCGGUUGCAGGGAUCUGAGCUUAAAGACGAACUAGCUGCCUGUCAUGCGGUUUUCAAAAUGGACGAGGACAUACAGUCAGGCUCAAAAUUCCGCCUAAUACUACGAACUAUUCUACUCAACAGAUCUGUCCCUGCCGGCAUGCCGCCCUCGAUUUUCUUUGCCUGUUACAUCAUUCGGCUUUUGUUCAACAUGGCACUGGAUAACUAUGAGAAAAUGUCUUCCGAUGUGACCUGGACAUCAUCUGAGGGUUCGCUGGAGGACUGCAUUGUCUCAUGGACUUCUUCUGUUCUGGUACACCCUGGAGCUGUUCAGUCAAUUCUUUCUCUUUUGCCAUCAAUACAUUCGGAAAAUAUCAAGUGGGUUGUUGCCGCACAAUACUACAGCGGUCUGCUUUUGAAAGCGCUUCUAAAACCGGAGAGGAACCAGCAACUUAUGUGCCAAGUGGACAUGCCUCGUCAUUUGUUAACAAUUGCUUCAAAGCUAUUUUUGUGUGAAGAUCAUAUCCUACUCCAUCCCUUCUAUUACGUUCUGGAACGUUUGUCGUAUCAGUCCAUGCAACCGAGUCAGCUAAGGAACUUCCUGCGCCUCGAUUUACCUCUCUGCUGUCGUAACUUGGAUGAAACCAAUGGUGAUGAGCCUCCAAGGGCAAACGAAGGAGGUCCAGUGCCACUGCAAAGGGUCAAAGCGUUGGUGUCUAUGAUGACUCCGCGCGACCAACGCCUCUCCCAUGCACCGUCCUUCGUUGAAACCGAUCUAGCCAUGGAAGGAUUUGGCUGUCUAUUCAUACCGUCGCUGGCCCCGCUUUUUUCGUCAAACCGAUCUGAAAGGGUGUUUCCGCCUUUGAACGGAAUUUCUUUGUCAACCUGGUUGUAUAUUGACGCGUUUUCUGACAAGAAAGUGGAUGCUCAUCCUCUCAGGCUGUUGACCAUUACACGGACAGUAACAUGGCAGGACGACCGGCGUAAGCAGGGACCCUGCCAUCUCGCCUGUCUAACAAUCCAGUUUAGCCCGAUUGAUAGAAGUUUACUCAUUUCUACUGAUGAGCACGAAAAUCCAGGUGGCGAUCUCGAGAAGGAAGCCAAAAUUCCGUCGGAAAAGGCGAUACGAGUCACGUUGGCCGACAUUAUUCGACCUUUGGAAUGGAUUCACAUCUGUGUGGUGCUCUCGCGAUCGGUGCUGAAACCUAGUCAGGCUACUGUCUAUAUCAACGGACGUGCUGUUUCAACACAACGGCUGCAGUAUAUCGUUCAAACAGCUGGAGGUGCAGCAACUCAAUUGGCACAUACACAUGUUGUAAACGCUGUCAUUGGUACUUUACCAGCGAUGCGGCGGCCAAGUCGUUUACGAUAUCGACUGGCAUCUACUUUUCUUAUCGAAGAGCCACUGACGGCAGAACUAGUGCGCAGCAUUUACGAUUUACAGCCACAUUACGUAGGCAGUCUUCAAGCGGUCGGACAAGAAAGAACAUCUCUUGUUCAAGAAGAAAAGAUUGUUCUUGCCCUAAACGGCAUGGCAACGAGCGAGAUGACACUGGCGAAAAUUCGAACUGUGCACAACAAGAUGGACGCUGAAAUUUUGGCACCUCAUUUGGGCAUAUCAUCGAGCGACAACAGCACUCCUCUGCGAAUCAUGACCAAUACCGUUGCUCACGCUCCAGGCGCCGGUAGAGCAUUUGGAGCAGUGAUAAUUGGGUACCUUGGUAUGCGUACGUUUAUUCCUCGACCGGUUCCGCGUUUGCUCGAUUCCAUGGGUGGAUACGCUUGUUUGUACGGUCUCGUAGCUAUGGCUACUGAUUCCGAAGGUCUAUACGCCAGCUUGAAAGCAGUUGUGUCGGCUGUAAGGUCAAAUAGCAAUCUACAAGCGACUCUUCAUGCAAACAGGGCUUAUCAGACGCUGGCGGUGCUUCUCGAAGACAAGGCGAAUCUCCUAAACUCUCAUAUCAUGCAUAUGAUAUUCAGCAUGGCUGGCACUUUGGAUACUGCUAGGGAAAUAGCUACGAUUCCAAAUGCACAGGCUUUCGAGGAUCUGCUAUGCGACCUAGAUAUUUGGGAGAAAGCUCCUGAAGAGCAGCAUAGAAUGCUUUAUGAACAUUUCUACGAGUUGAUUACAGAUCACGAGCGAGAAAAUCUCACCAUUGUUCGACGGUCACCGCUUCUCUCGCGUUUGCUCUUCACAAUGUUCGAUCGUCCUCAUCUGCUGUGGUCUACUAAUGAGAUUGUGUUCAAUUUGCUAUCGGCGAUUGUACAGCCCCAGUGCGAUAAUCGGAGUAUUCUGAAGCUCGGUCAGGCUAUCGCAGCGACAUUGCCGACAACCGUUGAAGACCUCUCUUUGGAAUCCAUGUUUCCGUUUCACAUUUCCGAGAUGCAAAACCAACUACUAGCAAAUCAGAAGCCAGAUGAAGGUAAACCAUGUGCGCUGUACUUGGUCUACGUAAGAAAUCGUCUGCUAAAUAUGAUCGCCAAUUUCCUAUCGCACUCUAGUCCGCCACUCAACCAGCACAUGUCGGAGCAAAUAGUUCGUGUUCUUGGUUUCGACUGGAUUUAUUGCCUUCUAUCGCCCGGUGUUCAUUCAGGAACAGUAUUCCUAGCACUCAGAAUUCUUCUGACCCUCGUGGCGCAUCCUCAUUUGCUAUCGAAAUUCCGGGAAGGCACAGGGAGUGGUGGCUGGUUGACGGAUGCGGACUCAGUUGUACGAAAUCGAGCUGCUGUGGUGUUAGGUUUUUCUGUAUCUGCACACGGUGGAGCAGUCGGCAGCAAGAUAGAUAUCAAUCCAGAACUGCAAAACUGUGCGGGUUUCGCGGCGUUAGAGCAUUUGAUGGCUGCUCAUGCAGACAAACCCCACGCAUACCUUGCUAUGUUAGCAAUACUCGUUGGCCAGCCCGUGAAAGAUCUUCGAUUUUGUGAAAAUUUCAAUGUGGACCAAAUAUGGACACAUGUCUUUGGACUGGCGCUGAAUAGCUCCGUCUAUGAAGCAAUCAAGUCAGCAGAGUUCUGCUAUGAUGCGCUUAUACCACUUCUAGCAAUGGUCAGAGCCUGCAUCUAUUCCGGCAAUGAGGCUCUGCAAGGAUGGCAUGCCGAUUACCCAUCAGCUGUUGUGCAAAUGAUUACAUUCCUUUAUCAGAAUUCUCCCAACUUUUUUGCAAUUGCUCACUCGGAAGAAUUCGUUCUUGCAAUGUUCUCUAGUCUGAUCCAGGAUACUAACGCAAUGGGAGUUAAGUCAGAGGCAGCCGACAAAAAUACCGUUGGAACACCUGAACUUGAGAAAGUACAAGGAGUGCUAGCUUUGCCAAGCGUGAAAGCAGUCCUCGACUUCAUGAAGAAGUUGUUUUGUGAUGAUUUUCAAGUUGCGCCUGGAAGUCGGGCGGACAGUUUGAUCGACGUUAUUACUGAAGUUUUCGAGCAUUUAUUAAGCACUGAUCUCUUGGUUUCGUCAUCCCUUCCCCCUAACGCUCCUCCUCAGUCGUUGGCUCAGGUGGGAGUUAACAUUUCGUACAUGGCUCUUCGUGCAGUCGACUGCCUUUGGAAUGGUUUUAUAGUCGGUGAACCACUCCGAUUAUUACAACUUCUUUACAGUGUCUACUCGAUAGCUAGUCGCAAAGAGAAUAAGGAAAUUAAUUUGGAUAGUCUAACAUCGUCCAUUAUGCGGUGUGUGUUGUAUAUACUGAGUCGACCAAUUGAAAAUGUGCAAGUGCAAAUGUCCGUGUUGGAUACUCUGUCGUCUAUUGUGACAAAGCGGUAUAUUUUCCUCUCGUCGAACGAGAGUUGGUUCUUCACAUCUCUCACUCAUCUAAUCUUCAUGCUCAGCGUAACACCAGAUAUUAUGCAGCAGGAGAACGCUCCUCUUGAAAAAGCUAGUGCACAGGUUGCUGUGUGUGCUAGCCGUGUGUGGACUGAUGUCAUCUCGUCAAAGAAAGCUUUACUUGAGGAAGCUUUCAAGAAACCCACUGUUUGUGAAUUGAACGCUGCACGAGCACUGUUGGCUAAUGUGGCAGGUCAGCACUGGCAUCAGUUUGUUGACAGUCAACUGUCUGGGACAUAUCCGAACCAUACCAUUUCAAGAGAUAUUCAAACACAAAUCAGUUCGAAAAUCACCCGAGUUGCUUCUGGACUACAUAAAUUGUCAAUGGCAAGUAGGAGAACAUUGAGCUCUCAUGGUAGUGUGACUUCCAUGUUGCCUUGGAAGAAUGUAAGCGUCGAUAAAGAGUUCACGUCGAGUCUGGUGAAAGAGCUGGUUGUAGCACAAGCAACACGAUAUCACGAAUGGCAUGCACACGCUAAGAAAUGGGCUCUACAUGAGUGGCAUCAGUUGGAAGCUGAGCUCACUCGAGAGCGGGGCAUAUGGGGGCCUGAAAAAGCGUCCGUGCUGGAUAAGUACAAACUGGACACGACGGAAGGUCCAUCGCGAACUCGUCGCAAGAUGAUACCCAAUCGGUUUUUCUAUCACACAUUCCCUUAUCGCCCUCACUUGGAUGAGCCGAGUGCGAAAGCAAUGCGUGCAAAGGUGGCGAUAUCUCGUGAUAGUGAGUUAUACUACAACGCGUGUCGGAAAAGACGUGGGCGAAUAAUGGACUCCCGCAUAAUCGACUACUCUGUUGCCAUCUCGACGCCAUCUGAAGAAAAACCUGCCUUCACCUUUUGUGAUCUAGCACAAAUUAACUCAUCGCUUAUUCGUCGGCUCUCCCUUCGACCGCACAUUGAAACAUCACCGUCUCCUGCUGUCGAAGAUAAUGGGAAGGAGAACGAGAAUGUUGACGAAAAUGGAACGAAAGAGCCUUCAGUGGAACUCGAAGAAGAACAACAGGAUGAAUCAUUGGCCAGUGAUAAACCAAUGUCAGAAAGUCGUGAGGAAGUAAAGGAGGAGGAGAAAAAAGAUAAUGAGAACCGAAAAAAACGCGGACCGGAUAAUCAGACGCUGUUGCGACUACUGGAGCAGGGCGAGCAGUUACAUAGCAUGUUCCGUUGCGCUAGAAUUCAGGGUCUUGAAACUUCCGAAGGGUUACUGCUAUUUGGACGGGAGCACUACUACGUUGUCGACGGUUUUACUCUUCUGAAAACGAGAGAGAUUCGCGACCUAGACUUUUUGAGCUCAGAGCUUCAUGAUCCAAUCGUUCCUUACACGGCUACGGGUGCAACGCAUCCACCGCGAUCGUCGCGCCUCUGCAGCAAAUUCAGCUACGAGGAUAUCCGAGAGGUCCAUAAACGAAGAUAUCUUCUGCAGCCAAUCGCUCUUGAAGUAUUCAGUGCUGAUGGCCGAAACUACCUUCUGGCAUUUCCCAAGAAAAUGCGGGAUAGGGUGUACGAGAAGCUUCUGUCAAUGGCUAAAGGUUUGACGGCUGGUGGCACUGAUUCUGUCGGUGGUCAAAAGGCAACCAUGGCAAUCGAACAGAGUGGCAGAGCAUCGCUGUUAAAUUCAAUUAUCGGUCAGCAGUCGGUAACUCAGAGAUGGUUGAAUGGGCAAAUAAGUAACUUCCAGUACUUAAUACAUCUGAACACGCUGGCAGGAAGGUCCUACAAUGAUUUAUCGCAGUACCCAAUAUUGCCUUGGGUGUUAGCGGACUACUCGUCGUCCACUCUUGAUUUCACGAAUCCGAAGACGUUCCGCGAUUUGUCAAAACCCAUGGGAGCGCAACAUCCGCAGAGGCUUGAGCAGUUUUUGAAGAGGUAUCGAGAGUGGGAUGAUCCUACUGGAGAAACGCCUCCUUACAUGUACGGCACCCACUACUCUUCGGCUAUGAUUGUAGUUUCAUAUCUUGUUCGACUAGAACCCUUCACUCAACAAUUUCUCAGUCUUCAGGGUGGUCAUUUUGAUCUCGCGGAUAGGAUGUUCCAUAGUAUCGGCGAUGCGUGGGUCAGUGCAAGCCGCAAUAACAUGGCUGAUGUUAAAGAACUGAUCCCGGAAUUUUUUGUGUUACCGGAGUUGCUGCUGAACAAAAACAGAUUCGAUUUCGGAGUGAAGCAGAACGGUGUUGCAUUGGAUGAUGUUGUUCUCCCUCCAUGGGCCCACGGUGAUGCGAGGGAGUUCAUUCGGCUCCACCGUCAGGCUUUGGAAUGCGAUUACGUGUCGUCUCACCUGCAUGAAUGGAUCGAUUUAGUUUUUGGAUAUAAGCAGAACGGCGAAGAAGCUGUCAAGGCCAAUAAUCUCUUCCAUCAUCUGUUCUACGAAGGCAGUGUAGAUUUCGAGUCAAUUAUAGAUCCCCUGACAAGAAAUGCCACGAUUGGUAUGUUAAACUGA